AUCACCUUCCUACAUAGAAGUGUUAAUUAAUUUAAACUCAUUUCUAGAGGAUACAUUUUGUAAUUGCUUACUAUGCAAAGUUAGGGAGAGAAAGUAUAGCAUGCUAAAAAAAAAAAGUAUAGUAUGCUUAUGUGGUUGGGUAGUUUGGGAUUCUCUACCCAAAAGAAUUCUCUUUUCAACUUCCUUAAUCUCCUAGGCUUUAUUUCCCUAAGAGAGGUCUUACCGUAGUAUCUUCAGUUUUGAGUUGGGAUUAGUGUCUGCUUUUCCUUCAUGCUUAUUUUGUGUGUUUCCUAGGCAUAAGCCAGUUAUGUUUUAUUGUUUGAAUUCUUGAUUUUUUUUCUCUUGGAACCUCUAUUUUUCUGAUACUUUUUUUUUUUUUACCACCAUAGAUAGAUUUUGAUUUCUCUUUUAUGAGCUUGUACUUUUCCAGUUUGUGGAAAAGGUGAAUCAGAAACUUUGUGAUAUGAUCUACAAUUAAAAUCAGACAUGGAAAAAUGUUAAUAAAUUGGAGACUAAUGGUAUGAAUUACUGAAGGUAACUCUUAUAAAUCUUCAAACUUGUGAGGCUGCCACUGUGGCCAGUGGCGAACUGCUGCCUACAAUGCCAGCACCCUGUGUCAUAUCUGGGUGCUGAUUGGAGUCCUGAGUUCCAUCUCUCUAAAACCAAAACAUACUAGCAGUUUCUUUCUACUCUCUGUUCCACUGUUCAGUCCCUGGCUGCCACUGUUCUACAGCGGUCUUCAUGCGUUUGCCUAUUUUAGACACAGCUUGCAUCAUACAGUGUGUGAUUUUCUCUCUGGCUUUUUUGAGUCAGUGUGAUGAUUUGUGUAAUAGCUUGCAUCAUCAGUUCAUUUCUUUAUAGGGCUGAAUGACAUUUUAUUGCAUGAAUAUGACUUAUUUUAUGUGUCCAUUCAUCAGUUGAUGACCACAAAUGUGAAUGUGUAUUUCUAGUCUGAGUUCUAGUCCAUCUGUCUGCAUGUCAGUCCUUAUACCAAUACUGUGUUCUCUAAUUAUUAUAGCUCUGCAGUAAUUUCAGAAAUCACAGGUUUUAUUUUCUUGUGCAACCUGAUUCUGUGUAGUGGCUACACCAUUUUGUGUCUUCACUGAUAGUGUUCAGUCUCUCUAUGUCCUUGCUGACAUUUGCUUUGUUUUCUUUUGCAUUUCCUUGAUUAGUGGUGUUGAACACUUUUUCCAUACACUCUUUUACUAUUUGUAUGUCUUCAGAGAAAAAUCUAGUCAUCCUUAAUGAAUUUUAAAUUAUAGUGUUCGCUUUUUAGCUAUUGAGUUGUGGAAACUGCUUAAUGUACAAAGUACGUUUAAAACGUUUGUAGGGACCUAAGUGCGCCAUGGCUUUGGGAGGAUGCAGCAUCUCACCUGAGCUGAGCAGUGUCAGCACCUUCCCCAGGAGACAGGUUUAGUCAGCCAGCCCCAAUUCCAUGGUAACCAUGUGCGACUGUAAGGCAGUGAUCAAUGCGGAUAUGCCUGAAGAGAAGCAAUAGGAUUCAGUGGAGUGCGCUACUCAAACACUGGAGAAAUAUAACAUAGAGAAGGAUAUUGAGGCCCCCAUCAAUAAGGAGUUUGACAAGAAAUACAACCCCACUUGGCACUGCAUUGUGGGAAAAAACUUCGGUAGUUAUGUGACAAAUGAAACCAAACACUUCAUCUGCUUCUCCCUGGGCCAGGUCGCCAUUCUCCUAUUCAAAUCUGGUUAAAAGCAUGGACUCAGCCACAAACCCAGUGAUCCAUGCAAAAACAAGAACUGCAGCCUACAUUCCAAAUAUCAGAGACUGCCUUGCCAAGGAAUGCUUCAGUGUUUGAGCCUUUAUUGUGUUUUGUGCAGGGCAUUCUGUACUAGUUGUGGUUAUAAACCGAUUAGCCAAUAAUAGUUUGUAUUUGUAUUUAUUUCAUGCUUGGUUUUUUUCCCCACUCAGUUCAUUCCCUUAAAAGAAUAAAGGUUAGAGAUUUUUAAAAAAAGUUUGUAGGAAAAUUAAAACAAGUUUGGGAGCCUGGUGAGAUGGUGCCUUUUGUGAUGCUUUCAUCGCAUAUAGGCUCCAGUUCACAUCUAGCUGCUCCACUUCCAAUCCAGCUCCCCAGUGACGUGCCUGGGAAAGCAGC
Messenger RNA from Ochotona curzoniae (black-lipped pika), 2114 nucleotides. Its product is annotated as dynein light chain 1, cytoplasmic-like. NCBI's taxonomy places the organism in Eukaryota, Metazoa, Chordata, Mammalia, Lagomorpha, Ochotonidae. The record is from RefSeq and is a predicted model, not a curated record. Gene Ontology annotation, cellular component: cytoplasmic dynein complex. Gene Ontology annotation, molecular function: dynein light intermediate chain binding; dynein intermediate chain binding. Gene Ontology annotation, biological process: cilium assembly; microtubule-based process.